This is a messenger RNA of Rotaria socialis, 1047 nucleotides long. Lineage: Eukaryota; Metazoa; Rotifera; Eurotatoria; Philodinida; Philodinidae. The record is from the annotation of a GenBank genome assembly.
AUGGUUGAAAAUGCUUUAGUCACUCUCGUUUCAUCCUUUUUUAUUAUUGUAAUUCUCUACAUUUGUAUUCUUAGAACUAGUCAAUAUUUUAAUACUCCGCAUGUUUUACAUUUUGUUUCUAUCAUUAGUUCUAUCUCUCUACUGUUCGUAUGUGUUUACGUGAAAUUAAGCUCGUCAUUAUUUAUCCGCAGUAGUUUAGUAGCUUUUUCAUUGGGCGGAUUAGCUAGUUCAACCAGUUUCAAAUUUCUCGAAUUAGCAUUCGCUUACAAAUGGACAUACAUACGACAAAUGCCAUUGAAAUUAGUAGUUUUAUAUUUUCUUGCUCUUCCACGAAUGCCAGAAUCAGAAGCAAAAUUAAAAGACAUAUCGAAACAAAAUGUCCGCGGAGAAUGUUUUGGAAUGAUUUUACAAGGCAUUUAUAAAUUUAUUAUUUUUCAAACUAUCCUUUAUCUGAUACCUUCUGAAUGGCUUGCGACAUCUCCAUCACUAAUGUCGCCAAGAUCCUAUUUCAUUCGUUAUGGAUUAUUGGGAGCUAUUUUAUAUUUGUCUAUGGAUUCUGUAACUAGUAUAGGUUUUGGUUUUUAUAUGCUUCUAUUUAAUAUUCGUAUCAAUCCUGCUUUUCCUGCAUUUCCUUUCGUUUCUACGAGUCUUCGAGAAUUUUGGUCAAAGCGUUGGAAUAAUCUGGUAAAAACCUCACUACAACUUAUAUCUUUUAUUGUUAUUCCAAAACUAAUCGACCCAAUAAAACCCAUGAGUAAAACUAUAAAAAGUCUCUUUGCUUAUAUAUUAUCUGGUUGUUUACAUGAAUACCUAGUAUGGUUUGUCUCUGGUAAAUGGUCUGGUAAAAGCAUGAUUUUUUUCUCAAUACACGGUCUCUUAGUUUUAUUGGAAAUUAAAAUGAAAUUGCCAAUAAGAUCAAAUACUUUCCAAGGAAAACUUACUGGAUGGAUAUGGACUAUAGGAAUAAUGUUUAUUACUUUACCACUUUUCUUUGAUCCAUUUAUUGAAGCUGGACUUUUUUCAGCGAUGAAAUCAAACGUUAACUGA